Molecule: messenger RNA, 2519 nt
Organism: Uranotaenia lowii
Lineage: Eukaryota; Metazoa; Arthropoda; Insecta; Diptera; Culicidae
Exons: 4
Coding region: 1-969 (322 amino acids)
Source: RefSeq, a predicted model, not a curated record
AUGAGCCGGGACCAGGAUGAUGGUGAUGGUCUAAAUCCGGGCGGCCUGCAUCAGAGUAUUUCUAGCGCGAACCAAAAGUGUACUUCAUUGUGUAACAUUGCUGUGCUACCUUGUGUGAAAAUUUCACAUGAUAAUGGUUACGACGAUGAUACGAUGGCGCUGGCUGAAAGGGCCGCUCUGUUACAUUCCGCUGUCAUCAAUUUGCUCAUCAUCAGCAGCAGUUGGUCCAUUCAGCUCGUUCAAGCCCGCCGGUGUUACGUUUGCGGGGAAGGUUCCGAGGCUCCCUUUCGGACGGCGGCGAUGGCGGCCAGCAAUUCACAUCAUCAAAAUGGUGAUGCCACAACUCCAUUCAUCAGCCCCAAGUUGCCGACGGUGGCCAGUUCCUGUGACGACUUCGAACGGGACCGAACGGAGCUGGACAAGUACGUGCUCGAAUGUCCACCCAGCUAUACCAGCUGCCUGACCCAGGUCGAUGGCGACGUCGAACUGCGAAUGUGCGGAGAACCAUUGGCCAUCAACGACUGCAAGAGUGCCAACAUGGUCGACUACUGCUACUGCAACGAAGAUCUGUGUAACAGUCUGACGCGUGUGCAAAUUCGACGUCGCAUCGAGGAUGCCCAUAUGGGAGUUCACUCACAGCAUCUACGGCAGAAUCACGAACACAACAACAGCGACGACGAGGAUCUUACCGAAUCUUCCGGAAUGGAGGAUACACUUGCGCAUCACGAGAAGCAUGGUCGACCGGGGGGUGAUCGAAGCCUGCACCAUGAACGGAACUAUCAGGAUACCACUCAGAUCAUGGUUACGCUCAGAUCUACUCCCAGUCAUGAUCGACGAAAUGGAAGUGGUAGCGAAAGUGCAUCGGGGUCGAAAUCAUGGAUUGACAGUAGCUCCGGGGUUUUGGCGAUAGUCUGCGGGGUUUCGUUGUGGCGGUUUAUGAGGUUGCGAUAUCAACCGGAAGUUGUUUAAUUAGCAAUUGGCGAAAGGUAUAAUCCGGAUCGCUCCCCAUCAGCAACAGCAACUGAACUAAAUGCAUUUGAAAUGCAGCACAUCAAAGGACUAUACAGAGAGAGCCCAGAACGCCCGAAGCUUAAAAAAAAGCAGAAAACGGGAACCACUCAGCACUUCCUAUACGUAUUAGGUUUUUCAUUUCCUAUGGAAUUUAAACUGUAACUAUUGAACUCGACGAUGGAGGCAAACAAAACAAGGUGUAUUAAUUUCUGCUAAAGUUAUCUUUAUUUUCAACGAAAAUGUGAAACGGUUAAAAAACAGACAAACCUGUGAUGGCGCUUUCGGGAAGCUUCUAAAGCUUAAAUGGACCGAGCGAAACAGAUGGCAAAUUAUUCGAUUAUUUAUUGUUUAAAUCUUUUAUUUAGGGUAAGUUAACGUGCAGAAGUUUUAAGUUAGAAAUUGUAAAACAUCGAUCGCAUCUUAGGAAAGCGAUAAGCUAUAAAUCAAUAAAAAUGCUCACAAUAUCUGGUUUUGACGAAAACCAUACUCGAUAAAACUUUGCUUACAGUUACCAUCUUCUCUAAAACCUUUAUUUCUUUUUCAUUAUCAUUGCAAAAAAAUAAGGCGAAAUAAUGGUACUAGUUUGAAGACAAUUCAUCCAAAUGACACGCAAAAUGCCAUGUUAAAUGAACAUCGAUGUUAAUCUGUACAUAGGAGAUGUAAAUAUGGUAAAGUUACGACCAUCUGGAAUUCGAUUUUUCGUUAAGAGUGUAGAAAGAAUCAAAAACAUAAUUUUGAGGCAUGUAAAUUUCGUUCUUUCCUUAGGCUUCCUCCCAAAAAUGUAUGUUGUGACUAUUCCACUCCACUUGACCCCGGAUAUUAUUAUGUAGAAGCUAGAAAAUUUCGUUAGGAGUAGUGUUGUAGAUUUGAGUGAUCUAUAAGAAGGCAACGACUAAAAUCCCAUUCCCUAAAUUGUAGGGGGUGGGGGUAAACGUGUUUGUAUAGUUAAGCGUACAUAGUGCAAAAAAAAAACUCCUCACAAUAAGACAUAUUGUAAUAAGUGUUUAGCGAGAAAAAACCAAAACAAAAUCGAAAUGUGAAAACGAUUGUUGAUUGUUCAACUCUUCACUCGAACACAGGUAUUGAAUCUUUAUGAUCGAAUCGUGAAACAGUUAUAGAAGCGAACAUGAAAAAGAAAUUAGUUUAAAAUAAUCUCUCCCUUAGAUAUCUCAUGAUCCCAGCCUGCCUUCUCAAAACAAAGAAAAACGAUAAAAUCCCUUACAUCCGAUGGUAUAAAUAAAACCGAAAAAAUAUUUAAUUUCAAAAUUUUGAUUUGUGUUAAGCCGUACUCAAAUCAACAGGACGAAACCAAGCUUCUAAGUGAAUUCCAAACUAAUUUGAAGGUCAACAAAAUGACGCUACAUCUUCAUAUAAUCACACCUGCAUAGAUACAUACCAUUCAUAACCACAAAAAUACUUACACGCAUACAGACAAACCAUACAAAACACAGCAACGGAUGUUGAAACUACUUGCCAUAUCUGAGAAACAAGAAAUCCAGAAAAAUAAA